Molecule: messenger RNA, 1023 nt
Organism: Engraulis encrasicolus (European anchovy)
Lineage: Eukaryota; Metazoa; Chordata; Actinopteri; Clupeiformes; Engraulidae
Product: mast cell tryptase-like
Exons: 5
Coding region: 1-1023 (340 amino acids)
Biological process (GO): proteolysis
Molecular function (GO): serine-type endopeptidase activity
Source: RefSeq, a predicted model, not a curated record
AUGCAAAUGGGGCUAGAGAUGCCUUGUGGGGACUCCAACCAAACGGGGACCCUGAGCAUGGGGCGCAUCCAGCAUCCUAGCGAUGGUGACGUACUGCAUCGUACUGCAAUCCCCUUUGUGAAGAAGAUCAUGUGCGGUCGACCAAGCUCCCUGAAGAGAGUAAAGAGGGUGGUGGGGGGUCAGUUGGCCCCCCGGGGGAGGUGGCCUUGGCAGGCUAGUUUGCAGCGAUAUGGGACCCACUUCUGUGCCGGCUCUCUCAUCAACAACCAGUGGAUCCUGACCGCUGCUCACUGCUUCACAUGGCCAAACCCCAGAGGUGUGAUCGUCUACCUGGGUCGCCACGACGACCAGCUGGUUUCCAACCCUACCGAGGAGAUGUCCAGGAGAGUGGUCAGAGUCGUCCUGCAUCCCCACUAUCAGUGGAGCAAUCACGACAACGACAUCGCCCUACUGAGGCUCAGCUCACCAGUUUCCUUCACGGACUCCGUCCGGCCCGUCUGCCUGGCUGGCACGGACAGCGUGUUCCACAGCGGAGAGGACAGCUGGGUAGUUGGAUGGGGAGCUGUUGGAGAGCGAGUCCACCUCCCACUCCCCCAGCGGCUUCGGGAGGUUGAGGUUCCCGUGGUGGGUAAUCGACAGUGUAAAUGCCAAAACGGAGUAAUGAGGGUCACAGACAACAUGAUCUGUGCUGGUGUAGAGGCCGGAGGAAAGGACUCCUGUCACGGUGACUCUGGAGCACCAAUGGUCAACAUACAGAACGGUAUCUGGAUCCAAUCGGGGAUCACCAGCUGGGGCUUCGGCUGCGCUCGUCCUGAACUUCCUGGUGUCUACACCAGAGUGUCCCGCUACCAGGAGUGGAUUAGAACGCAAGUGACUGACCAAUCACCAGGCUUCGUCACAUUCCUUCGGUCCGGAAUCGACCCUGAUCGUUCCUACACCUGCCAUUGGUUGCCGCUGCCAUUGCCAAACGAGGAACCACUUUCAAGGGCACCCGGAGAGGAUUCCUCAGCUAAUGGUACUUAG